AGGGCGGGAGGUAACAUGGAGGAUCUGUAGGCAAACUGGCCAUCAGAGGAAAACAGCUAUCGCUCUGAUCCCUGGGAGUUUCUCAACUGUUUACCGCCACGCACAACACAUUUCAACAUGGACAUGAAGAAGAGGAUUACUCUAGAGCUGCGGAACAGGAAUCCGGAGGAGAUCACGGAGCUGGUGGUCGAUAACAGUCGCUCUGCCAAUGGAGAGAUCGACGGUCUGACGGACGGGUUCACAGGGCUCGAGUUCCUCAGUAUGAUCAAUGUGGGUCUGAGCUCGCUGGCCAAGCUGCCCUCACUGCCCAAACUACGCAAGUUGGAGCUGAGCGACAACAACCUGUCUGGUUCUCUGGAGACACUGUCUGAGAAAUGUCCCAACCUGACCUACCUCAACCUGAGUGGGAACAAGAUCAAGGAGCUGAGCACCGUUGAGGCGCUGCAAAACCUGAAGAACCUGAUGAGUCUGGACCUGUUCAACUGCGAAAUCACAUCUCUGGAGGACUACAGGGAGAGCGUGUUCGAGCUGCUGCCUCAGGUCACCUUCCUAGACGGCUUCGACCAAGAGGACAAUGAGGCCCCCGACUCCGACCCCGAGGACGAAGACGAGGAUGGCGAGGACGUGGCAGGGCAGACUGGGGACUGCGAUGAUGAGGAAGAUGAAGAGGAGGAUGAGGACGGUUCGGAGGGAGGAGAGGAGGAGGAAGAUGAUGAGGAAGAGUAUGCGGAGGAGGAGGAGGAGGAGGAGGAAGAGGAUCAGGCGGGCGUCCAGGGACAGAAGAGGAAGCGAGACGUGAACGACGAAGGCAAGGAGGAGGGGGACAAUGAAGACGACUAGUCCUCCGGCCGAGUGAAAUAUGUGUGUUGUCCUGUCCAGUUCCAGUCCAUCCCAGUCCACCUUCGGACCCAGUCUCCACCAGACUCCAACCACUGCAGCUCCACCAGGGACAGCCACAGCAGCCACAGGACAUGUCUGAGACAGCUCCUCUUAGUUUGUGCUAAAGAAUCAAGUCUUUAUUUUUAGAUAAUAUAUAAGAUUUACAGAGAAGAUUUUAUCUGGAUUUUGCCUGUUGGUUCUCAGCCAAGGACUCCAAAUCUCCCUUUAAACCUGGUUCUGGAUUUAAGCUUCUGUCUGUCUAGCCUCCUCCUCUCUGUGUCCUGAACUUUGAUCCUCAUCUAAACGGGAUGGCUCAAGUUUGGCCGCGGUUGACCAGCCAAUUUCUGAGAACAGGUGUGAAACCCAGAAUGCGGGGGGGUGUCCCCUCCACACAGCCUCUGGGCUGGGCGUCCGUGUUUGGUCUUUUCCUCUGGUUGGCUGUGGCUCCUGCUCGUAUCACUCUGAGGAUGUCCAACCUUUAGGGACACGACACCGUUCCUGCUUGGGAAAACCUUCUGUUCAGCUUCCUCCAGUCCAGGCUACAAGACUCGUCUCCAGCUGUUUUCUCCGCAGGUGUAAACCCACGUGCACGGCAGCCAGCUGGUUGUAACGCAGUGUCUGGUUCCUGAUCUGCAUAUGGCCCAAACACUGCUUGUACAGAUUGAUUGAUUAAUUAGAAUA
This is a messenger RNA of Monopterus albus (swamp eel), 1560 nucleotides long. It is a transcript of the gene anp32e, whose product is annotated as acidic (leucine-rich) nuclear phosphoprotein 32 family, member E. The record is from RefSeq and is a predicted model, not a curated record. Gene Ontology annotation, molecular function: phosphatase inhibitor activity; histone binding. Gene Ontology annotation, cellular component: nucleus. NCBI's taxonomy places the organism in Eukaryota, Metazoa, Chordata, Actinopteri, Synbranchiformes, Synbranchidae. The transcript is spliced from 7 exons. Gene Ontology annotation, biological process: regulation of apoptotic process. Bases 118 to 840 code for a protein of 240 amino acids.